Triticum dicoccoides is the source of this 2866-nucleotide messenger RNA. RefSeq names its product alpha-glucosidase. The record is from RefSeq and is a predicted model, not a curated record. Bases 58 to 2718 code for a protein of 886 amino acids. Gene Ontology annotation, biological process: carbohydrate metabolic process. Gene Ontology annotation, molecular function: carbohydrate binding; hydrolase activity, hydrolyzing O-glycosyl compounds. The transcript has 4 exons. NCBI's taxonomy places the organism in Eukaryota, Viridiplantae, Streptophyta, Magnoliopsida, Poales, Poaceae.
CUCACUGUUAGCUGGCGCGGCCGGCCUCCUCCCUUUCCUGCGGCUGCGGGUGCUCCGAUGGCGACGCCGUCCGCGCCAGCUGAUUGUUCUCCGCCCCUCGUGAUCCUCCUCCUCCUCCUCGUCUUCCUCCCCCUCGCCGUGUCGUGUGGCGAUGACGGCAGCGGCGGGUACGACGUCGUGUCGCUGACCCAGUCGGGGAGCGCUCUGUCGGCGCGGCUGGAGCUUGUGCUUGCCGGCGAGACGCCGGCGGACGCGGCGCUCGGGGCUGGUGCCCAAAGGCUCUGCCUCACUGCAAGCCUCGAGACGGACAGCCGGCUGCGCGUGCGCAUCACCGACGGCGACCGCCCGCGAUGGGAGGUGCCGCAGGACAUCAUCCCGCGCCCGGCGCCGGAGGACGACCUCCACAACGCGCCGCCCGCCUCCUCGACGCCGCUCCAGGGCAGCCGCGUCCUGUCCGCCGCGGGCUCCGACCUCGUCCUCACCGUCCACGCCUCCCCGUUCCGCUUCACCGUGUCCCGCCGCUCCACCGGCGACGUGCUCUUCGACACCGCCCCCGGCCUCGUCUUCCGGGACAAGUACCUGGAGGUGACGUCGGCGCUGCCGGCGGGCCGGGCGUCGCUGUACGGGCUGGGCGAGCAGACGAAGGGCUCGUUCCGGCUGCGGCACAACGACACCUUCACGCUCUGGAACGCCGACAUCGGUGCGGCCCACGUGGACGUCAACCUCUACGGCGCGCACCCCUUCUACAUGGACGUGCGGCCGCCGGGGGCCGCCCACGGCGUGCUCCUGCUCAGCAGCAACGGCAUGGACGUGCUCUACGGCGGGUCCUACGUCACCUACAAGGUCAUCGGCGGCGUCCUCGACUUCUACUUCUUCGCCGGCCCCUCCCCGCUCGCCGUCGUCGACCAGUACACCCAGCUCAUCGGCCGCCCUGCCCCCAUGCCCUAUUGGUCCUUCGGGUUCCACCAGUGCCGGUACGGGUACCUGAACGUGUCUGACCUGGAGCGCGUGGUGGCCGGCUACGCCAAGGCCAGGAUCCCGCUGGAGGUGAUGUGGACGGACAUCGACUACAUGGACGGCUUCAAGGACUUCACCCUGGACCACGUGAACUUCACCGCCGCCGAGCUCCGGCCGUUCGUCGACCGGCUUCACCGCAACGCCCAGAAAUACGUCCUCAUCCUAGACCCAGGGAUCCGCAUCGACGCGACGUACGGGACGUUCGUCCGCGGGAUGCAGCAGGACAUCUUCCUGAAGCGGAACGGCACCAACUUCCUCGGCAACGUGUGGCCCGGCGACGUCUACUUCCCGGACUUCAUGCACCCGCGCGCCGCCGAGUUCUGGGCGCGGGAGAUCUCCCUCUUCCGCCGGACCAUCCCCGUCGACGGGCUGUGGAUCGACAUGAACGAGAUCUCCAACUUCUACAACCCGGAGCCGAUGAACGCGCUCGACGACCCGCCCUACCGGAUCAACAACAACGGCACGCACCGCCCCAUCAAUAACAAGACGGUGCCGGCCUCCGCCGUGCACUACGGCGGCGUCACCGAGUACGACGCGCACAACCUCUUCGGCCUCCUCGAGGCCCGCGCCACGCACCGCGCGCUGCUGAGGGACACCGGCCGCCGCCCCUUCGUGCUCAGCAGGUCCACCUUCGUCGGCUCCGGCCGGUACACGGCGCACUGGACUGGCGACAACGCCGCCACGUGGGGCGACCUCCGCUACUCCAUCAACACCAUGCUCAGCUUCGGCCUGUUCGGCAUGCCCAUGAUCGGCGCCGACAUCUGCGGCUUCAACGGCGACACGACAGAGGAGCUCUGCGGCCGGUGGAUCCAGCUCGGCGCCUUCUACCCGUUCUCGAGGGACCACUCGGCGAUCUUCACCGUCCGGCGAGAGCUGUACCUGUGGCCGUCUGUGGCGGCGUCGGCGAGGAAGGCGCUCGGGCUCCGGUACCAGCUGCUGCCUUACUUCUACACGCUCAUGUACGAGGCGCACACGACGGGGGCGCCCAUCGCGCGGCCGCUCUUCUUCUCCUACCCGCACGACGUCGCCACGUACGGCGUGGACAGGCAGUUCCUGCUCGGCCGCGGCGUGCUCGUCUCGCCGGUGCUCGAGCCGGGCGCCACCACCGUCGACGCCUACUUCCCCGCGGGCCGGUGGUUCAGCCUCUACGACCACUCCCUCACCGUCGCAACGAAGACCGGCGAGCACGUCACGCUCCCGGCGCCGGCCGACACGGUGAACGUGCACGUGGCCGGCGGAACCAUCCUGCCGCUGCAGCAGAGCGCGCUGACGACCUCGCGCGCGCGCCGGACCGCGUUCCACCUCCUGGUCGCGCUCGCUGAGGACGGCACGGCCAGCGGGGACCUUUUCCUGGACGACGGCGAGUCGCCGGAGAUGGGCGGCAGAAGCGAUUGGAGCCUGGUAAGGUUCAGCUGCGCAACGGGGAGCGACGGGUCCAUCAAAGUGAGGUCGGAGGUGGUGCACAACUCGUACGCACAGACCAGGACGCUGGUGAUCAGCAAGGUGGUGCUCAUGGGCCACCGGUCGCCGGCGGCGCCGAAGAAGCUCACCGUCCACGUCAACGGCGCGGAGGUGGAGCCGAGCUCGCCAGCCGGCACACGGUACCAGAACGCAGGAGGACUCGGCGGCGUCGCCCACAUCGGCGGGCUGUCGCUGGUCGUCGGGGAGGAGUUCGAGCUGAAGGUCGCCGUGUCCUAUUGAGAUUUAGGCAAUUUCAGAUUUGGAGCAUAACAUUAAUUGAAUAAAGACGAGAAAUUAAAGUCCAGAUGAAUGGCUUCAAUUCGAAAAUGAGAUAUAAUGGCAUGAUUAUUUUGCUAGUUCAUGAAGAAUUGAUGUUUUUGACGUUGAA